This is a messenger RNA of Acanthoscelides obtectus, 4941 nucleotides long. Lineage: Eukaryota; Metazoa; Arthropoda; Insecta; Coleoptera; Chrysomelidae. The record is from the annotation of a GenBank genome assembly.
AUGCUUUUCCAGGUUUCCAAACUAGUGAUUCUACAUGAAGAAGCAGAAGAUGGUAUUCCUAUGCCCGACUUGGAACAGCCUGUUAGGUCAGUCAGCAAUGCCGUUUCCAACUUAGUCAAGGUUGGAAGGGAGACAAUAAACAGUUCAGAUGAUCCGAUCUUACGGCAAGACAUGCCUGCCGCGUUGGUGCGAGUUGAACGAUCUGCCAGGUUGCUGGAAGAAGCAAGUAGGAUGCUUAAGGAAGACCCUUAUUCUUCUCCUGCUAGAAAAAGGUUGAUAGAAGGCAGCGGAGGAAUUCUUCAGGCAACGUCUGCUCUUCUGUUGUGCUUUGACGAAUCUGAAGUCAGGAAGAUAAUCAGGGAAUGUCACAGAGUCUUAGACUAUCUAGCUGUUGCUGAAGUCAUCGAAACUAUGGAUGAACUCGUUAAUUUUCUGAGGGACUUGAGUCCCUGCUUGAGCAAAGUGUCUAGAGAGGUGAGCGCUAGAGAGAAGGAACUGACUCAUCAGGUGCAUUCUGAAAUUUUGGUGAGGUGCCUAGAGCAAGUGAAAACCUUAGCUCCGAUCUUAAUUUGUGCCAUGAAAAUCUACAUUCACAUCGUCGCCCAAGGAGGUAAAGGUGCUGAGGAGGCGGCUGAAAAUAGAAAUUACUUAGCCCAAAGAAUGACAGAUGAGAUCAAUGAAAUUAUUCGAGUACUGCAAUUGACCAGCUACGAUGAAGAACAGUCCGAUUUGGACAACUUGACUGUACUCAAGAAACUGCAGAAUGCAAUUGCCAACAAGAUCAAUGCUGCGAACGAUUGGCUAUUGGACCCUAACGCUGUUCGAGGAGGUGUGGGAGAGAAGUCACUGAGAUCUAUAAUAGAAUCUGCUAGAAAAGUAGCUGAAAGAUGUCUGCCCGAAGAUGCGCAUACGAUAAACAAAAUAUGCGGAGAUCUAACCACAAUGACAGAUGCUCUCUGCGAGCUAAGACAAGACGGUAAAGGGGCAACUCCGCAAGCUGAAGCUUUGGCUAGAGGGAUCAAAGACAAAUUGGGCCAUUUGCAACAAGCUGUCAUGAACGCCGUCAUUGCCGUGGAUAAAGCUGGCUUGCAGCAAACUGCGCAUACUGUCCAAGGAAGGAUGGAACAAGCACGAAAAUGGCUUUCAAACCCAGGGCAUGAUGAUAAAGGACUUGGACGGCGAGCUAUUAACGCUAUAGUUACAGAAGGACGAAAGGUUGCAGAGGGUCUUCCGGGCAUGCAGAAAGCGGAAAUCCUCCAACUUUGCGACGAUGUGGACGCUCUGAGCAGGCAGGGAAAAGGCAACACGCCUCAAGCACACGAAAUAGCAAGAAAACUGUCACAGAAGCUGCACGAGCUCAAAGAAAAGAUCAACAGCGCGGUAGUCAACAGAGUCGUCGAAGAUUUCAUCGAUAUAGUGACGCCUUUGAAACAGUUCACGGAAGCCGUGUUGGCACCUGAAGGGACACCGAACAGGGAUCAGAAUUUCCAUGAUAAGGCAGCUAAUUUGCAGCAGUUCUCUAAUCGGGCGGUGAAAACUGCGAAAAUGGUCGCUACAAGCAGCAGUUCCGGCAACAAAAAACUCGCCGAAGCGCUGCAGAUCGCGGCUAACCAAGUGGAAAGCUUAACUCCUCAGCUGAUAUCAGCCGGCAGCAUUCGCAUGAAUUACCCGACCUCGAAGGCAGCCGACGAACAUUUUGAAAACCUAAGACAGCAAUACGCUGACACUAUCACCAAGGUGCGAAAUCUGUGCGACGAAGCGACCGAUUCGGCGGAUUUCAUAAAAGCCUCUGAAGAGCAAAUGAAAAAACACACGUUCUUGUGCGAGGAGGCGAUCAAGAACAGACAACCACAGAAGAUGGUUGACAAUACUUCCGCUAUCGCGCGGCUAGCGAAUAGGGUGCUUUUGGUGGCCAAGCAAGAAAGCGAUAACUCAGAAGAUCCUCAUUUCAUCGAUACCCUCAACAGGGCGUCGGACGCUUUGCAAAACAGCGUGCCGCCGAUGGUGCAAGACGCGAAAGCUGUGGCGCUGAAUCCUUCCGAUCCUGGCGCUGCUUCUAGAUGGCGUGAAUCGAACAAAAGUCUUUUGAACGCCGUGCGACAAGUAAGGGAUGCGGUGCAAGUAAGUCCCCCACCACCACCACUACCUGACUUAAACGCAUUGCACUUGGAAUCUUCACCAAGCAAUUACUUUGUUGAUAAAGUUGGCGAACCGCUGAGAAACACACCAACGCCUGGCAGAGAGUAUGGGGCCCUCAGCCCUACGCAGCACCAGCAAGGACGCCUCAGUCCUUUGCCUAAAUGGGCGAGAGGCGACAAUUCUGAUUUACUCUGUCAAGAACUUGCGCCUAACUAUUAUGAAGCAGAUCAAGCACCACCCCGUCCUCCAUUGCCCCAUGACGGUGCUCCUAUGAGACCGCCACCUCCAGAAACUGAUGACGAAGAUGAAGUUUUCAAGAAGGCACCACUUCCAAGCCAACCUAUCAUGGUUGCUGCGCACAAUUUGCACAGAGAAGUCAGACAAUGGUCAGCCAAAGACAACGAACUUAUUGCCGCUGCACAAAGGAUGGCUAAGCUUAUGGCGAGACUUUCAGAACUUGUGCACAAUGAUGACAAAGGUUCCAAGAGAGAACUGAUCGCAACGGCUAAGGCCAUCGCCGAUGCUAGCGCUGACGUCACUCGUAUCGCGAAACAGCUAGCAAGAGAAUGUACCGACAAGAGGAUACGAACCAAUCUGCUACAGGUGUGCGAGCGGAUUCCAACCAUCGCCACUCAACUGAAGAUUCUGAGUACUGUCAAGGCGACAAUGCUCGGAUCUCAAGGUUCCGAGGAGGAUAGGGAAGCGACCGAAAUGCUUGAAGGAAACGCUCAGAACCUGAUGCAGAGCGUAAAAGAAACAGUUAGAGCAGCUGAAAGUGCCAGCGUGAGAAUCCACGCUCAGACUCACGGUAAACUGAGAUGGGUCAGAAAACAGCCAUGGUACGCCUACGCUUAGGAACUUGAGUCAAUUAUUGUAUUAUUUGUGUUCACUAUUUAUUAUACACUACUUUACCGCGGAUAUAAAGGUCGUCUGAAUCAACAACAUUUCGCCGCUGACUUGUCAGUGUCAGAACAAAAUGAGAGAUCAUCUUGCAGUAUACUCAUCAUUCAUGAAAUAUAGGAGAAACCUGCACUUGAGAUUUGAUGCGGUAAACAAAAAAUUAAAAUUUCCAGCUACACCAAUGCAAGUGCUUGCUUGCUGUUGACUCAGAAGACUUUUAUAAAUUCCUAGUAUAUCUUAUCCGAACUGAAAACUUUUAUAUACCUAAUUUUUCCCUAUUAACUAUACAACUGAAAUGAAAUAAUGUGCUAUAAUACAAAUUUAACAAAAUAUGUAUAUACUCUGUCACAAGUAUACCUGCAUUUAACAGUGCGAGACAUUACAGGGACACUGGCGGAUUAACUUUAGGAGAAAUUGAAGCAAAAUAGUCGGUACUAUUUGUUCCAGUUUUCUAAAGGUGUUGAAGCUUUUAUUUUUCCAAGGUAUUGUAUUGACGCGUAUUUGAACGAAAUCCACCACUUAGUUCCUGAGACAAUCCAUAUAAUAUUUAGAUGGGCCCUUAAGGGAUACACGUUAUUUUCUCAUAUUAUUUAAAUUUGUGCCAGAAGUAAAUCCAGGGGAGGUUUAAAAAUCUAAUUAUAUUAAACUUGAGACGAACAGUACUUUACAAUUUAAAGAAGAUCAUUUAUUGAUUACUUAAAUGAAAAGGAACGGUAUGAAAGCGUAAAGCUGUAGGUUUAGAAGAUAAUUUGUGAAAUAUUCAGCAAGAAAAGUGAUAAAUGUAGCCAUAUUCGAUUGCUACUAGGUGCUUUACGUGUGGUUGAGGAUAAAGUUGACUUCCGACGUUGAUAAUUUGGAUCAGAAAGUGAUUUUUUCUGCGCCCCAGUCUAUUUAGUAGCAUUUCGAGUUAUCUUUCUCUAUGAUACCCAGUCUGAACAUAUUUUGGUUAUGUCCAUAGUUUUCAUUUGAAUAAAUAUGAUGUGGGAUCAGGUGUUUUUGUGACAGCGUAAAUAUAAUGAAAGCAAUACUAUGUAGGAAAUAUUAUUGGUGUUGUAUGUUAUAUUUUUAUCACUGUUGAUUAACUAUUUCGAUGUUUAAACAAAGUGUUGACUUUGAGAUGCAUUGUGACAAUCUGUUAACGAAAUGAACUUGAUAUUAAUAUUUUUUGUAUGUAUAGGAAACUGGAUAAUCUAUAGUGUUGUUGAGAAAUUUUAGAAAAAUGGACAUUUUAAGAGAUAUUCGUUCUCGUUGUUGUAUACUGGAUUGGCAAACGAUUAUAGAGGCCGGGUGUUACAUGUGUAUGGCAUCAAAGAUAACGAGUCUGUAGAUGCUUCAUUUUUGUUCGCAUUAAAAACAUGACUUCAAUGAUUUUCUGCCGUUCCUGUAUGUAUAGUAACUCAUUAUUACAGCAUUUUGUCUAAAACCAUUUCAUGAACAAAAUGUUUCUUGGAUCAUUUGUCGUCCUGACUCUAACAUCCAACAAACUAAAAGAGGACAGGCUUAAAAUGAAGACGUUAUACGAGACCUAUACAAACAGAUGAAAAAUAUAUAUUUUUUGCAAUUAUAAUGUUGCUAUAUAGUUAUUAUAUACACUGUAAUCAUUUUUAUAAUCUAUAUGCUUCAAGACUAUCACUAGUGAAAGUACAAAUGGUUGAAUAUAUUUUUGACAAUUUCAAAAUAAAAGAGUAUAAGCGCUAUCAAUCGCUAAAAGUUUAUAAAAUCCAGAAGAAAUGUGCAAUAGUGCCGAAAUGCAAUACUGGCAAAGCAAUAAGUAUAGUACAUGUUUAUACAGUUAGAGCUUUAUGUAUUUUCAUAUUAAGCUUUUUUAUUUUUUUAACUGAACCAUUAUGGAGUGAAUUUUUGUGUAAUUGUAUGGUUAAUAAAGGUAUUAUAACGUUAAAA